This is a messenger RNA of Branchiostoma belcheri (Belcher's lancelet), 1436 nucleotides long. Its product is annotated as deoxyribose-phosphate aldolase-like. Gene Ontology annotation, biological process: deoxyribonucleotide catabolic process; carbohydrate catabolic process. Gene Ontology annotation, molecular function: deoxyribose-phosphate aldolase activity. Lineage: Eukaryota; Metazoa; Chordata; Leptocardii; Amphioxiformes; Branchiostomatidae. The transcript has 8 exons. Gene Ontology annotation, cellular component: cytoplasm. The record is from RefSeq and is a predicted model, not a curated record. The coding region runs from base 369 to 1325 and encodes 318 amino acids.
CCUUGAGGGACCCUAACUGGAGGGUGUUAGAGAGUUUGACGUUGCUCGAAGAGUUCUUCUAUCGCUUAACUGUCCCUUCAAAUUUCGCUAACAGUCAUUUAAAUGUUUACGAAAAGAAAUGUAUUCUAUUUUUACACAACAAAGGGUCUUGUUGAACGAAGUUUUGGGAUCUAAAAUCGUAACAAAACGCUGAUCCAGGUACAGCGAAAGCUGCUGAAAUAGCCUAAUGACGUCAGAGUUAAGUGUUCCUUGUUGACAGGUUAGAGGAAGGCGGCAAGGCGAGAGUUUAGUUCACCUGAACUUGGCAGGUCACUUUAAACUCAAACAGAAGGACCCUGCAGGGAUCGAACCUGCUCUACACUACAGACAUGGCCUGUAGGAACCCUGGUAUAGAGCUAGACCUCGGCUGGGUCCAGUCCGUCAGAGUGAACCAGCCAGCUACCCUGCGCAGGGCACAGUACCUGUCUACUACCAGGACUGUCAAGAAGAAAUGGCAGGCAUCGUGGCUGCUGCGUGCGGUGACCUGUAUUGACCUGACGACCCUGUCUGGUGAUGACACCCCGGCUAACGUCCAGAGACUGUGUUAUAAGGCACAUCAUCCUGUCAGGGAGGACCUACUCAAGGCUGUCAACAUGCAGGAUAAAGGUAUCACUACAGGAGCUGUGUGUGUGUACCCAGCCAGAGUGAAGGAGGCAGUCAAGUACCUGAAACAGGCAGGAGCAAACAUACCUGUGGCUUCUGUUGCGACAGGUUUCCCGAGCGGUCAGUACCCGCUGACCACUAGACUACAGGAGGUGAGAGACGCGGUCCUGGCAGGAGCCUCGGAGAUCGACAUCGUCAUCAGCAGGACUCAGGCUCUCAGUGGCGACUGGCAAGGAGUGUAUGAUGAAGUGAAGGCCUUCAGAGAAGCCUGCGGAGAGGCUCACCUGAAGACUAUCCUGGCUACAGGAGAACUGGGAUCUCUCACCAACGUUUACAAGGCCUCACUGGUGGCCAUGAUGGCAGGGUCAGAUUUUAUAAAGACCUCCACUGGGAAGGAGGGAGUGAACGCCAUUCUGCCUGUAGGAGUGGUCAUGUGCAGGGCUAUCAGGGACUUCUACCACAGAACUGGCUACAAGAUCGGUUUCAAACCAGCAGGGGGCAUCCGUAGCGCGAAGGACGCCUGCACCUGGCUGGCUCUGAUGAAGGAGGAGCUGGGAGACGAGUGGACACACCCGUCCAUGUUCCGCAUCGGCGCCAGCGGACUGCUGACCGACAUCGAGCGUCAGCUGUACCACCAUGUCUAUGGGCGGUAUGCCGCGGCCCACCAGCUACCCAUGUCAUAAUAGACCAGUGCAGCCACUCUCUCAUUGGUCAAACUGUUAAUUACCUUUCACUCAUUGGUUGAACGGUUAAUUGCCAUUCUCUCAUUGGUUGGACUGUUAAAUUACCUUUCA